This is a messenger RNA of Colletotrichum karsti, 1101 nucleotides long. Its product is annotated as C2H2 finger domain-containing protein. The coding region runs from base 1 to 1101 and encodes 366 amino acids. The record is from RefSeq and is a predicted model, not a curated record. The transcript has a single exon. NCBI's taxonomy places the organism in Eukaryota, Fungi, Ascomycota, Sordariomycetes, Glomerellales, Glomerellaceae.
AUGCCGCCGCCACUAUCUUCGGAGCCAAAGCCGAAGCCGAAGUUCGGCCCCUCACGCAGCCACAUACCUCUGCCGAGACAAGGCACUUUGGACAAGUUCUUCAAUCGAUCGAGCGGCAACCUCCCGACGGCAGCAGCAUCAUCCUCAUCAACCACCGCGAACAAAACGCCAACGAAGCAGACCGCGCCGCCCAGGUCUACGUUCGCCGUGGUCAUUAAGUUAAGCCCCAGCAAACAUGCAACAACGCCGCCGAGGACCGUAGAGGACGACGCCGACGACCUCGUCAUCUCCGAUCUCUCGCCUCAGUUCAGGAGACUCGCGGCGCAGGCGGCGUCGGGCGUGAGCCUGGCCAAGCCGGUCUUGCCAGACAUCGACAUUGACGAGCCCGAGGAAGAGGCGGAGGGCGAGGCGGAAGCGACUUCGUCCGGCGCGACACCCCAGCCGCAGCCGAAACGGCGGGGUCGUCCAAAGGGAUCCAACAAGACUCCGCGGCCAGCAACCGAAGGGCCGAGAAAGCUGCGGCCGGACCGGCCCAAGGCCGGGAGCAUGUACGCGGGUAAGCAAAAGCGGCGAGGACGACCGCCGAGAGCAGAGUCGCCCAAGCCGAGAGCCAUCUACGAGGGUCUCAACCCGCACUUCAACGUCUUCAUCUGCGAAUGGCAAGGGUGCGAGGCUGAGCUUCACAACUUUUCCACACUGAAAAAACACGUCAUGAUUGUCCAUGCGAGAAACUCGCCAUUCCAGUGUCGAUGGGCAAAGUGCGCCGAACGGCAACCGCCUGGUGACUUCCCCACAUCGGCGGACCUCACAUCACAUAUCGAAGAUCUACAUAUGCUUCCCAUUGCCUGGCAGGUCGGGGACGGGCCGCAGGUGUCAUUCAAGCGAUAUGCCCCCGACGAUGGGACCGAGCUCCCUGCCUACCUGUUUGACAAGGCGGGCAACCAGAUCACGCCGUCGAUCCGGGACCAAAGGGAGGAGGACUUCAUCUCGUGGCGCAACAACAGGCGGAGACUCAAGGACCUUUUGCUCCUGCGGGACCAAAACCUGCCAAGUGAGGAGGAGGACAACGGAAUGGAGGAUGUAGUUGUCGAAGGCGAAUGA